Brachypodium distachyon (stiff brome) is the source of this 664-nucleotide messenger RNA. Its product is annotated as heavy metal-associated isoprenylated plant protein 9. The record is from RefSeq and is a predicted model, not a curated record. Bases 177 to 464 code for a protein of 95 amino acids. Gene Ontology annotation, molecular function: metal ion binding. The transcript has 3 exons. Lineage: Eukaryota; Viridiplantae; Streptophyta; Magnoliopsida; Poales; Poaceae.
GAAACAGAAUCUGAUUCCCACGACGCACUGCAAGCACACAAGGGAAUGAAGAACCGAGAGGCCAUAAAGAGCCUCCUCAACCACGCCCAUUCCCCACUUUCUACACCUAAGGUUCUUGCAACUUUUUUCCAGAACCGAAGCUUUCUCCGGUCAGUCGACACCGCCGCCCCGUCUCCAUGGAUUACAGACAAUUCUACUACAUGACCCUCAGGACAAGCAUAGACUGCAACGGCUGCUACCACAAGAUCAGGAGGGCUCUGCUCCAGAUGCAAGAGCUGGAGAGUCACCUUAUCGACCGGAAGCACGGGCGGGUGAGCAUCUGCGGCAUCUUCAGCCCGCAGGACGUGGCGAUCAAGAUCAGGAAGCGGACGAACCGACGCGUCGAGAUACUGGAGGUCAGGGAGGCCGCCCCUGCGCCCCCGGUGGCCGGCAACGAGGAGAACGCGGGCCAACAUAUGCCCUGAACUCCUGAAGCUGAAGCCCCCGCCUUGUGUGGCUGGCUUCUAAGAGCACUCGGAUGCUGCUGGUGUCGCCCUCUGUACCUGAAACUACCUCUUUCUCUGUCGGAUUCAAGUCCAUCAUUUUGUUCUGUAGAACUCUAUGGCUUGCUUGACUGAACUUCGUCGCUCAGUAAUUUCAUCAGCUACGACCUGCUUUUUACCUU